This is a messenger RNA of Octodon degus (degu), 755 nucleotides long. It is a transcript of the gene Elof1, whose product is annotated as elongation factor 1 homolog. Bases 157 to 408 code for a protein of 83 amino acids. Gene Ontology annotation, cellular component: transcription elongation factor complex. The record is from RefSeq and is a predicted model, not a curated record. Lineage: Eukaryota; Metazoa; Chordata; Mammalia; Rodentia; Octodontidae. Gene Ontology annotation, molecular function: RNA polymerase II complex binding. Gene Ontology annotation, biological process: transcription elongation by RNA polymerase II. The transcript has 3 exons.
CUUGAGCUGCAUCCUUGCUUUUAAUAAUGGUGUGCCCCAGGACCUGGCACUUGCCGGUCCCUCUGCCAUAUCAUCCUGGUUGCCUGCAGAUGCUCAGCCUCGGCUUAAAUACCACUCGCCUAAGAAAGGCCCUUUCUGAUUCAUCUACUCAAAGCCAUGGGACGCAGAAAGUCGAAAAGGAAACCGCCCCCCAAGAAGAAGAUGACAGGCACCCUAGAGACCCAGUUUACCUGCCCCUUCUGUAACCAUGAGAAGUCCUGCGAUGUAAAAAUGGACCGUGCCCGAAACACUGGAGUCAUUUCCUGUACUGUGUGCCUAGAGGAAUUCCAGACGCCCAUCACUUACCUGUCAGAACCCGUGGACGUGUACAGCGAUUGGAUAGACGCCUGCGAGGCAGCCAAUCAGUAACGACUCUAAGGACCCACCCCCUGUGCAGCGCCGCCUGCCACGGACCCACCCACUAAGCACCAACACGGACAUUCCAGGGGUCCAGGGGUAGCGGGGUGGGUCCAGGGCUAUCUUGGCCCCGUGUGUCUGUGGUGGGUGUGAAUGAGUGUGCCUCUAGGCUUGGGGAGCAGUUGGGUCGCCAAUUUUGAGGCCCCUCGUCGGUCUUGCUUGGCUCCAGAAAUCUAUUGGAUGCUCCCUCUUCCGCCCCAGCCUCCCCUGGCCUAGGGCCUCAGUUUCCCUUAGAGAAACUUUCCUGGACGGGAGGUGGAUGCAGGACUUCUCCAGCCUCGACAGCAGUCUGCCCCUUU